Toxoplasma gondii ME49 is the source of this 2810-nucleotide messenger RNA. RefSeq lists its product as hypothetical. The record is from RefSeq and is a predicted model, not a curated record. Lineage: Eukaryota; Apicomplexa; Conoidasida; Eucoccidiorida; Sarcocystidae. The transcript has 7 exons. The coding region runs from base 519 to 1850 and encodes 443 amino acids.
CAUUUAGAAGGUCGCUAGUAAACAAAGUUCAGUGUAUGGUUUUCUCACCCGAGCAAGAACAACGGUGUCCUGCCGUAGGGAAUUCCCCGUGUCCCCACACUUCUAGAGUUAGUUGGCGCCCCUCUGCUGAGCUGUGGUGUGCGCACCUGCCAGGUCUACGGGGUCAUCUGUUCUUCUUUGUCGGGGAUUUUCUCCGUCUUUCCAUUCUCUAUCUUUGGGCAGGGGAAUUCGGUUUUCCGUCUCUUACUCUCGCCCGCGAUCUCUUCCACACCACCGUGCAUGCGUUCACGUUCCGUCGUCUCCUUUCCGUCCUGAAACACCGCUGUCUCGACCGCGUUUUUCCCCUCAUUUCCUGGUAGGCUUCGUGUCACUUCGUGUUCACAGCUGGUUUUGUAUGUUCUCGACGUUUUCCGCGUGCUCGCGCUCCGCCUUUCCCUCGAGGAAUCCCCCGCGCCCCCGCGCUCGGGUCCGCGCCCGUCCCCCUUUGUCUCCCGUUUCAGCGACUUCUUCUCUCCAACAUGCAGAGCCACCCUCCCGCAGGCGGCCGCGGUCGCCACAUGGUUCUCCCGGCGUGGAUGACUCAAGGCCAGAACUCCGGUCCUUCUGCGUCGCCGGUCAACGGGGCUGCGCCCGCGAUUCCUUGCCUGCCAGGUGCCGGCUGCGGCGCAAGCCCCAGGGCCUCAGGUUUCUCCCCGGCCCCCGUCUCCGCCUUGCCGGGCGGCCACGCGGUGUCAGGGACACCCCAGCCGUCGGGAUUCUCCGCAUGCACUCCUGCAGGUCCCGCGCCGGCCUCAGGCCUCUCGGGGACCAGCAGCGCAUCUGCGCCCAACGGGGCCCCCAGGGGUCUCUCGAGCCCUCCCAGGGGUUUGUCGGGUACCCCAAGGUGGAUGGCCGACGGGCUCCGCGGCCGGAGCCGCAGCGAACGGCGCUCGACCGCGGACUCGAGAGACGGCUCGGAAGCGUCCCGGAGUCGUCGAGGCAGAGACGCAGAGAAGCGGAGAAGCAGUGCCUCCUCUCGGUCCUCACCAGAUGCGCGCCGCCGAUCUCGCAGAGACAGAAGUCGCAGCAGCAGCGCAGACAGCCGCCGACACCGCCGAAGAGACAGAGACACCUCCCGCGGGCGCGGAGACAGCCGCAGAGCGAAGCGCAGGAGGUCACGAAGCGACGCGAGCCGGAGCGCCGAGAGAAGACACACCCACGCAGAGAGCAGGAGAGACGAUAGGCGAGAACGUCGGAAAACACAAAGUUAUCGACGCAACGACCAAAGUCGCAGCGAGGAGAGAAGGGAGCGCAGCCGCAGGUCGCGAAGAAGCUCCCGAUCCUCCGACUACGCUGCCACCGAUGACGCGCGCGCGAGCGCAGCCACACUCGCAGAUCGCAUAUUAGAGGUGCGUCAGAUGCCUCAGGCGAAGCGCAGCAGCCGGCGGUCAGACUUGCUCUCUCUCCUGGCGACAGAUGAGGACUUCUACGCGGAAGAUCGCUACGGAAAAGGCUAUGGAAGAAGCAGCUACGUCUCUGAAAUGAUUCUUGGAGAACCCGACUCGACCGUGCGCGUGAACAAGCGUCUGCUGUUGGAGGAAUCAGAGCGUCACUCCUUCUCCGUCGACUUCGAGGAGCACACGGGUGGCCGUGACCAAGUUGUUCUGUACGAAUGCGCCAACGGAAAGAUGGUUCGCGUCUAUUGUUUCAGAGACAGCGAGAAUCUUGUUCGGGAGAAACUUUCUUUGGAUGAGCUAAAGAAGACUCGCAUCUACGAAAAGGCGAGAAAAUAUUGCUCGAGAAAAGGAGUCCCGGCGGACGCACAGCACCACUAUUUCGACUACGUGAACAAUCCGGAAGUCUUGGGAUAGGUCGCCCAAAGCUUUUGUUAUUUUUUGCUUGGAACUUCAGUCUUCUGGUCAAUGCCUCCAGAGGCUUCUCACAGGCAGGGACGCGGGCACAGUGGGUCAAAGCAGGAAAGGUCUUUCAGAGGAUUUGUAAAACGAUAACACAAUGUAUAGAGGGGAAAUGAAGUCCCGAGAAGUGUUUAUGCCCCGUUUCCUCCUUUUCUGUGGCGGGGAGCAAGCGCCCGAGACUCUGAGACGACAAAACCGGGUCGCUUGAUUGGAGGGGUUAUCUCUCUCGCCACUCUUCCAGGUCGCCCCGUGAAAGGCAUCGAGUCUGAUGUUGAAGUCCCUCAUUCCAGGUGUUUGCCAAGUCUCAUGCGGGAAACCCGUUACAUAGAAUCAUUUCACGUGAAUUGAAUUGCUUAUUUAUGUUUGCACAUAUACUUGGAAUUGCGUAUCUCGUGCCUCCAGUCUCCUUUCGUACUUGGUCUGUUCGCCCUGCGCUGCUGUCAGCGCGCCAGCCAUCGCGUCACGCUGCGGAGACUGGGCCUGCUUUUUGAAUCGAGGUAGCCGCCCAUUUGUGUAAUGCACCAAGUGUCUCCACUCUUGAAACUCCCUUGAAGUUCAUGCCCCAGAGGGACAAGUGUGUCUUUACUCUCCGUGAAGAAAAAGCCGCGAUGAAACGUUCACCGACUCUACUCCCUUUCAUGGGAUCUGCUCAUGGUUCACAUAACACUGUCAUAAAGAUAUUGGUUAUACAAACUAUAUAUAUAUAUAUGGCGUAUUUGGGUCUCUUGAAACAGAGGAUGGGGGGACUCCAAGAGAGAGUGUGUGCCUACGGACUUUGCGUGUUUAAAUGGGAUUCUAGGCCCCAGCACAAUGCUGAUGAUCCGUACCAGUAGAUUGGUUUGUGCCUGUGUUGGCGACCACUCUACACCUGUCUGUGAAGCGUGACGGAGAGGAGAAUAAAACAGUUUGUACGCG